GACACCGUUUAUGUAUGCCACAAGCUUUGCCGCCAAAAUCCAAUUCCAUCUCGAAACUAAAAGGGGGGAAAACCCUUCCACCUCAAAGAGCGAAUAUCUGAACUUGAACCGUCCUGUGUUGUUGAAGCCCAACCCUUGUUCCAAUUGUGAUAUAAAUGCAGAUUCAGGUAAAAUGCAGCUGCGGAGAAGAGAAAUGCCCAGAAUGGGCAAUUCUAGAGCUUCAAGGUGUUGUUGAAGCCCAACCCUCCUUCAAAGAUCACCUCCAAAAUCUUCAGAUUGGCUCUCUCUGCCGCCCCACUUCCCAGGAAACUUAUACAUUUACAGUUGGAUAUCAUGAGUUGACUGGAACCAAGGUGCCCUUGAAAAAGCCAAUGUUAGUAUUGAAAAAAAUCAAACUUGACACCGAAGAAGAGAAGGAUAACAUCAGUUCAUCAAUGGUGGAAUUGGACGUCAUUGGAGUAAUUCGUCAAAGGAUUCUUUUUAAAACCAGACCUAAGGCGCUCAUAUCAAAUAUCGAUGCAGAUUUGAUUGGUCUAAUUCUUGAAGAUACGGACAUGCUUGGUAGAGUGUUUAUCGAGCCUGGUGGAUCUUCGUGGUAUCCCGCGUCAAAAGAAGUUAAUGAGGCUGUAAGGGAGAGCGUUAUGAGACUUUUUACAUAUCCUUGCCACGAGUGGUGGGACAUUCCAAUAGUCUCUAAACAAGCCAUGUUUCAAGAGUUUAAGACAAUGUAUUGUUGGUUGGCAAAGCAUGAUCAGGCUAUUUCUACAAUUUUUUACAGACAUGCUGCUAUGUCACAUCAGAUUGCACAUUUUAGAUCUGCCUUGACACAAGUCGUUGCUCCUGAAACAAGUAGCGAAGAGGAAACAGAGAGUGAUGAGGAGUUUAUUGGAGCUAUUCCUUAGUGUUGUGUUGUUGAACUUGACUUUUAGAUAAUUUUUAGAUAUUUUUGAACUUAUCUUUUAAUUAGUGAAAAAUCUUUAGGAGUGUUUAAGUAUUUUGAAUGUUGUUGGAUUCAUUGUUUAAGUGUUGUUGAUUUGAAUUGCUUAAAUGAUUUGUUGAUGUAGUGUGUUGUAUGAUUAUUGUAAUAAUGUGUGUUGCAUGAGGGAUGUAUAUAUUCAAUUGCAUUUUUAUUUGGCA
Molecule: messenger RNA, 1137 nt
Organism: Capsicum annuum
Lineage: Eukaryota; Viridiplantae; Streptophyta; Magnoliopsida; Solanales; Solanaceae
Exons: 5
Coding region: 156-902 (248 amino acids)
Biological process (GO): mitotic sister chromatid cohesion
Cellular component (GO): Ctf18 RFC-like complex
Source: RefSeq, a predicted model, not a curated record